Molecule: messenger RNA, 3233 nt
Organism: Oreochromis niloticus (Nile tilapia)
Lineage: Eukaryota; Metazoa; Chordata; Actinopteri; Cichliformes; Cichlidae
Product: cytochrome P450 2K1
Exons: 9
Coding region: 91-1611 (506 amino acids)
Biological process (GO): xenobiotic metabolic process
Cellular component (GO): cytoplasm; intracellular membrane-bounded organelle
Molecular function (GO): iron ion binding; oxidoreductase activity, acting on paired donors, with incorporation or reduction of molecular oxygen, reduced flavin or flavoprotein as one donor, and incorporation of one atom of oxygen; heme binding
Source: RefSeq, a predicted model, not a curated record
GACACACGAUUCGAAGCUUCGACACACAGGACACAUCACUAGUGUUACCUGAAAGGACAGCACAGAGGAGAACCAUCAACAUCAGAGCAAAUGGAACAUUUUGGGGAUUUUAUCUUUUUCAUUUUGUUCAGUCCCACCACAAUGCUGGGAGCCGUUGUUCUCCUGCUUGUACUUUAUCUUGUCUCUGUCACUUUCAUGUCUAAGGAAAAAAGAAAUGAACCCCCAGGACCGAGACCUCUGCCCCUGCUUGGUAACCUGUUGCAAUUAGAUCUCAAGAGACCCCACAAAACUCUGUGUGAGCUUUCAAAGAAAUAUGGCUCUGUAUUUACUCUUUACUUUGGAACCAACAAAGUCGUGGUCCUGGCUGGAUAUGAGACCGUCAGAGAGGCACUGGUCAACUAUGCAGAGGAGUUUGGAGAGCGCAACAUCUCCCCGAUACUUUAUGAUAUAAACCGAGGUCAUGGAAUUUUGUUUGCAAACGGAGAAUCGUGGAAAGAGCUGAGACGUUUUGCCCUCACCACCCUGAAAAACUUUGGGAUGGGCAAAAGACUUUCUCAGGAUAAAAUCUUGGAGGAGUGUGGCUACCUGAUUCAAGUGAUUGAAGAGCAUAAAGGAAAUGCUUUUGAUACAGCUCUUCCAAUAACUUAUGCAACAGCCAACAUUAUCUCCGCUAUUGUGUUUGGAAGCAGAUUUGACUACGGUGACCCUGUAUUCAAGAACAUGGUGAAGCGAGCCAAUCAAACCAUAUGUGUCACAGGUUCUGCAUCAGUCCAGCUUUUUAACAUGUUUCCCCGGCUGUUCGGUUGGAUAAAAAAUCGCCAGGUGGUGUUAAAAAAUGUUGAGAUGGCUGUCAGAGAUAUAAAGAAUUUAACUAAGCAUCUGAAAGACACUCUGGAGCCUGGACUGUGUCGAGGGCUUGUGGACUGUUUUCUGAUUCGGAAACAGAAAGAAGAAGAGUCCUGUGUUUUGGAUACUCACUACAAUGAGGAGAACUUGACAGUCAUAGUGAACAAUCUUUUUGCUGCUGGCACUGAAACCACAGCAGCCACACUGAGAUGGGGUUUGCUGUUAAUGGCUAAAUACCCACACAUACAGGAGCAGGUCCACGAGGAGCUGAGCCGGGUAGUAGGGAGCCGUCAAGUUUGUGUAGAUGACCGGAAAAACCUGCCGUACACUGAUGCAGUCAUUCACGAGACUCAGAGACUGGCGAAUAUUGCCCCCAUGUCUCUUCCUCAUCAAACUAGCCAAGAUGUCACCUUCAGGGGAUACUUUAUCAAAAAAGGAACUAUUGUGUUUCCCCUUCUCACCUCUGUGCUGUAUGAUGAGAGUGAAUGGGAGAGCCCACGCACUUUUAACCCUUCACAUUUUCUGGACAAGAAUGGUCAAUUUGUCAAGAGAGAUGCCUUCAUGCCCUUUUCUGCAGGUCGCCGGGUGUGUCUCGGAGAAAGUCUGGCUAAGAUGGAGCUCUUCCUCUUCUUCACCUCCCUCAUUCAGCGCUUUCGUUUCACUCCUCCACCUGGAAUCACAGAGGAUGAACUGGAUCUCACACCAGCUUUGGGAUUCACCACCCCUCCUUCAUCUCAUAUGCUGUGUGCUGUCAGUCGCCAGUGAGAGACACAUGGAACUUGACAUUAUAGCGUUUACUUGUAACAAUAGCAUAAGCACUGUUUUCAUCAUUCUAACCCAACAGCAAACAGAUGUCAGCAUUCUGAACAACAGGCAAAGGCAGAUGUCAAGGGAACAGAUUUUUCUGACUACUUUUUGGUUUUACUCCCUACAGUUUCAAACAAAUAUCUGUACUUUUACUUAUUAUGUUUCAAAACAGGCUCAUUACUUUGGCUGUAACGCAUUUGGGGGGAGUUAUUAUCUCAUCAUUGUGGACUUUUGUUUGUUUAUUAAUCACCAGUGGAUAAAAAAAGACAACGUGUCAAAGUCAGGGAUUAAAAGUGAUUUUUGUAAGUGUCAGUUCAUUUCCAGUGCAACUUUCCUCUCAGCUCAACAAACAUCACAAACACACAAAGUGUUUGUGUGCAGUUUGUCUCAAAGCGUGUUGCUAGCUAAAGGUCCAGCUGCUGUAUUUCACACUGAGAGAACAGAAAGAGCCAACUUCACUUAGAGAUGGAGAAAGAUAAGAAAGACAGGACAGGAGAGGAAGAAGAGAGGUUAGAUUCAAAGGUAAGGACUGCUCAGCGGUAUCUGAUAAACUGGAAAUUUAAAGCUUACAUGGAAGUCAUGAUGUUUUUAAAUCAGAUGUUGUACAUUUGUACAUGUGACAUUAUGGUUUUUCAUGUUGUGAAACAUGCUGUGAAACAAACUGAGGUAGACUAACUUUAUUAUCUAAAGGUUGCAUGAAAACCUUGUUGCGGGUUAGUCCAGGAUAAACAGGUUAGUUUGUUGUCCUGUGAAAAGUAAAGAACACACUGCUGUUUAAGAACAUUGUGUGACUGGUGCACAGUGGCUGUGGGUUCAUGGUCACAGUUGGGUUACAUCAAGUGUAGCAGAGAGUCAUCUGAAUUUUAGCUGAUGAUGCUGAGAUCCAUUCACCGAAUUCCACCUUCAUACCAACUUUAUACCAUCUGAAAAAAAGCCAGGAUAAACAGUGUACUGUCAGUGUAGAGGAAACCAGCCAGGACAACUCAUGAAACAUCUGCUGACAUCUGGUUGAAUCCAGUUUUUUACGUCCACAGAGAGCAGCAGGUCAGCUGAUCAUAGCCUGUACAUUAAGAAAAUCUACUGGAGCUCUCAAUAGAAAUUAUUGUGAGUUAUGAUUCUCUUCCCCACACUAAACCAUUACAGCCAAUUUUAGGGUUCUCCACCUGCUGAAUCCCAUGUUAACCCUUGACUGCACACAUUUUCCUGUUUAGAGGAACAAUGUCAGUAACAGAAAAGAUUUUUCUAUAUUUGGACUAAAAAAAUGUUAGACUAAAGUUUCCCAUCUACUGAUAUUAUUUUAUCAUUACGUUAAUAUAGCACGAGGCUCAGUCAGCUUUGGACAAAAACAGAAACAUCCUCCAAAGAGCUAUUUUUACUUUCUUAUUCUGAGAACAUUUCAGAGCCUGUACUUUUAUACUUUUACUUGAGUAAAGAAGUUCACUUCAACUUUUACUGGAGUAUUUUUAGCAGUAGUAUUUCUACUACUAUUGAAGUGCAGAUAUCUGUACUUCAGUAGUAGGCAAGGGAAUCCUUUAUUUCAGUCACUUCUAACAAGUAAAAUUAAAGUAUAAUGCACAGAA